CUGAUUUUUUUUCACUCGCAUAAAGUACUCUAUUUAACACGUUCAUCGAAACGUGUUCUUUAAAAUUUACAUUUAAUUAAUAGAACAAGAAAUUUCUCGUUAAAUAAUGGACAGAUAUUUUAUUAUUGUCGUCGAAGAUAUUGACAGAAAAAGUGAAAUAGUCAAAUGGGAAAUGAUUUUAAAAUCGUGAAGGAUUACCAGAAUUUAAUGGUAAAAUCUACUAGAGCUCCAAAUGCAGGUCCCAUACUGCAAAACCAUCAUUCUGUCACGUGGGCCAUUUGUGUGGCAAAAUCUCAAACAAUGUUUAAAGGUUUGGGAGUUGAUGCAUUUCAAGAAUUUCUUUCCAGCAGUUUUAUUGCAGACAUACCCUGUGAGGUAUGGGAUGGCAAAGUUUUCAACAACUUAAAAAAUUAUGCUGUUGACAUUAUCCUACAAAUGGAAGAUUGUCCUGAAUUCUGGAAAUCUUUCAAUCCUUCCAACAAUGUAAAAAUUUUUCAUAAGCCAGAAACAUCUUUAACACCUACAGCUUUAAACCAUCAACUAUUUUGGGGUGGAUCUGUGAAAAUGAGAGACCCUCAUAAUCCUUCCAAUUUUGGACAUCUUGAGCAUGCUGAAUUAAGCUAUGGCUUUGACCAGCUGGACCUUCUCACUAGUCAAAUACGAGAAGAAAAUUUUCCUUUUAUUGCAACACGGAAGAAGACGUUUUGCUCCUUUUUGGAAUUGGUGAGCUCCUUUGAUGCCAACACCGUGCCCUUCGUUUUCUAUACGUCAACAUCUUUGGUGCUGACCGUGCAAGACGCAGAUCCGUUUUGGAAAGCAAUGGAUGAAAAACAGGUUUCGUUUUUUAUAUUCCGCCUUGACUUCGCAACCGAAGAAACAGAACACCGGGGAAAGGAAACGGGAAUGAAAUCCCUUUACUUUUUGAGCCAUUGGAGUGACGACGUGUUGCGACUUUAUUUGUUGAAAGGAGCCGAUCAGCUACAGAAUCUGGCCAAUAUAUUUGUCGGACUCCAUCACUCCACUUCUUUUUCUUCCGUCUCCAAGGUAUACCCUUCAGAGUUACCCGUCAAUCCACCCACUUCGACCGACCACCUGCGGAUGGAUCGAUUGGAAAAAGAAAUUCGUCGCUUGCAAUUGCACGCGCUCCAAGACUGGAUCAAAGAGAACGGAGCUAUUGACUUAUCAACGAUGAAUGAACUUCUGGAUGAAGUAGCCGUGGCCGUGGCAAAGGAACACCAUCGAUUUACCGUCAAGGCGAUACCUGAAAGAACCGACUGGCCCGAAUUUUCAGAAGCGGAACUUUUGAAAUGGAAGUUGGAGAAGAAGAUGACGUCUGAAGGUGACCGGCCUGCCACAAUGAACAACCGUUUACUGCAACCCGGUUGCAACGGUCGCGUCAUUUCGGUCGACGUCAAUAGUUUGCUGCGGUGCUUCAACAGGAAGCAGCAACCCAGUCGUACUCCGAAAAAGGUGCGGGCUUCCGAAUGUGACGCCGCCACGCGAUUGAAACCUUCGUGCGAUGCCGAAACCGCUCGAACGACCGAAUGGCCCAAGAGUGCUGCCUUGAAAUUCCCCGGAAUUCAUUACAACCUUUCCGUGGAAGACGAGAAAGCCGAAAAGCAGCGAUCGGAAUUCCAGGACAAGUGGGUGCCUUUAGAGACGGCCUCUGCAACGUGGUGUAACCCAUGGUCGGUCAACAGUUCGACUUCCUAUCAGUUGUCGAUCAAAACUCGUCCGCCGGCUCCGGCUGCCGCUGAGCCUCCCGUUGCCUCUCGGGCCCCUCGAACGCCGAAGAAGAACCAACAACAACCUCGUGACCUGGCCCAGCUUCGCAAGUCACCCCGGCUCCUGGCCAAAAGUGGCGGUCCGCCGACUCGGGCGAGUAAGCGAACGCCUUCCAAGAAAAACACCAACGGGUCUGCUGCUGCUGCUGGAGCGUCAGCAGCUUUCCCAAAGGACACAUUUAAGCAACAGCUGAAGGCCGUCAUCAUUAAAGUUUUGGGAGAUCAGAAGAUAACGACCAAAGACCCGCUCUUCCGCACCUGCGCCAACAAGCUCUCUGUGAUCUGUAUGACGUUGCUCAACGACUCCAAAAGUGAUGUGACGCCCCGCCAGAUGUAUCAAGUUGCCAAAAGCCAAGCGAAACAGGUCCUGCAAUUCGUCAAGCCUUAGAGUUAAGUUCCUUUUUUUUCCCUUCCCGUUUCUUCUUCUUUUUUUUUUUUCGCUUCUAACUGAAAUGUUUACGGUCUACACACCAGCACACACAGAGUCUCUGACAUAUGCGUGUGGUGGUGGUGGUGGUGGCGGCAUUGUAUAUAAACUAUGUGGGGGAGAGACUAGUGGGAAAAGCCAACGUGAUGAUGAUGCAACGUUCGGCUGGUUAUGGUUUGGUCUUUGGCUGUGUAUAUUAUUUUCACAUGAGCCGCACAAAAUACAUCCUCACUGCUUCCUCGA
Molecule: messenger RNA, 2454 nt
Organism: Daphnia pulicaria
Lineage: Eukaryota; Metazoa; Arthropoda; Branchiopoda; Diplostraca; Daphniidae
Exons: 5
Coding region: 166-2172 (668 amino acids)
Biological process (GO): traversing start control point of mitotic cell cycle; regulation of protein ubiquitination; protein localization to kinetochore
Cellular component (GO): kinetochore
Source: RefSeq, a predicted model, not a curated record